This is a messenger RNA of Guillardia theta CCMP2712, 1707 nucleotides long. RefSeq lists its product as hypothetical. NCBI's taxonomy places the organism in Eukaryota, Cryptophyceae, Pyrenomonadales, Geminigeraceae. Bases 1 to 1707 code for a protein of 568 amino acids. Gene Ontology annotation, molecular function: metallopeptidase activity; protein binding. The record is from RefSeq and is a predicted model, not a curated record. The transcript has 7 exons.
AUGGCGGAAGGGGAACUGCAGGGAGCCGUGGGAAGUUCGAGCUGGAUGGCGACGAUGGAAGUCUUGCUACGAUAUCGGAGAAGACGAAGAGGUCACGGGAGUGUGACACAGAAGGGAUGGGAUGAUGGCAUAUGGAAGGAGUUGGGCGAGGGCUUGCGAGCAGCCCUAGACAAGAACUCGUCGUCAUCUGUUGCAAUGAUAAUGGCGACGCUCAUGUCCAUGUCCUGUGAAGAAGAAAGAGACUCUUGGGAACAUGCUUGUACGAAGCUGUGUCAUGGUUAUCUUGGUAUUGAUGCCAAUUUGAUAAAGAAAUUUCUUGCCCCUGACGAAGACAGGAAGCAGCUGGAUCGAUGGCGAUCAGAAUUUCUCUUUCUCAGGAAGAUGAUGGUUGAUGAUCAAAUAUCCAUCCAUGAUCCGAUGCCUUUCCUGGAAGUUGAAGUUGAAGUUGAAGUUGAAUCGAACCAACGUUCUCAACCUAAGAAUGACAAAUUAAAGAAACUGCAGGACAGGAUGAGAUCAAAGAACAACCAAAGUCUACCUCCCCUACACCCGAAGGCUGCAGGCUAUCCCCCGUUAUGUGUUGCUGCGCAGCAAGGCAGGCUUGAGAUGGUGGUUCUGCUGCUAGUCAGCGGAGCGAGGUCGACUUGUCCUUGCAAGAUAACCGCCGCACCGACUGCCCUGCACCUCGCAGCUUCAGGUGGAUUUUCAGAUGUGUCAGCAGCAUUGCGAGCAGCCAACGGCGUAGAAAGAAGCGAAGAAAGAAGCGAAGAUUCCAUCGAGGAUGCAUCAUUGAAGAGGGAAAGGCAAUUGGAUACGUAUCAUGAUGCUCGUGGACAUACUCCUUUGCAGAUUGCAGUUCGAGCAGGAUGGUUCAAGUUGGUGAAAGAGCUCAUGUGCCAGUGCGGUGAUUGCUAUCAGAUGGAAGGAUGGGGAACAGAUUCUACGUUCUAUGUCUGCCCCUCUGAGAGAACUUACAGCGUUCCAGAGGAUUCUGAACGUCUUGUCAGUGUGUUUCAACGGGCUGCUGACAUCUGGGAGGAGAAUUGCGGGCGCAAACUGUUCAGCGUAGGUCAUAACACGAACGUUAGGAACUCUCCCGGGCAAACCAGAGAAGAGAUGUCGCAACACACGUACUCCAUCGAAGUUGACUUUGGAGAAUGGAAUGUCAAGAACGGUUAUACUUCACCAUCUGUCAAACCGAAUCGAUGGCCUCUCAAGCGAUGCGGCGCGAAAGUUUUCCUCCGCAAACGUCGAGCUGAAGAAGUAUUCCCUAGAUCAGUCGAAGACGCGCUGGUUGCCACGGCCUGCCAUGAGCUUGGUCACGUUGUAGGGCUGCCGCAUCAUCCUGAUCCUGAAGAGUUGAUGUACUUCCUCGGCCUCCCCCUAGGGCACGGACAAGGAUGCAAGGGACACAACUUCGGUCGAGACUGUACCGCAGCUAUCCGAUGGCUUUACAAUCCAUGUCUCAAGACAGCUGUCAGCUCAGUCGGCUAUCCCACAAUCUGCCUCAAGUGCUUCGCUCCUGGUUGGUGGAAUGUGCGCGACCGCGGAAAGUUCUUGUCUGUGAGUCCUCAAUUGUUUGCUUCAAAGGCGAAGCCAAGACGGAAUCCUUCAACGAAGAGACAGGUGGAGAUCCUAGAAGAUGGUUCGACCAGGCUGCUAACAACAUCCACUGUUGACGACGUUGAUGAAUUCACAGAACUCUGA